AUGGAUAACGCUUCGGCUCCACUCGCCGACUACUUCUGGAUUGCAGGCAUUCAACACAUUUCUUACCAGGACUUUCCCACCCUAAUCCCACAAACCCACGUGGAGACAACUAUAGAAGAAGAUGGCGAGCCUGAAGAGGAGGAACAGGAGGCGCUGAAUCGCGACUCAAUUAUUAGCACGCCCUCCAAAGGCGCUGCCCGUCAUUCCCGCCAAAACUCCGGCAACCGACUGUCGAGGGCAUCGCUCAAGACUCUGGAAGAGAAUGAUGGUAACACGGUCAGUAACAGAAGCAGUGCCACCAUCCGGGUUGGCUCGCCUCCUCCUAGCGGCAAUGGCAAUGCGACGCUCCUGGAAGGCAUGCCUGCCUUCCUGGCCGAUUUCGAUUUUGACGAGGCACUCUUUAAGUUUGCAGCCGAGAGGGAACAUUUUUUGGAAGACCUGAGUUUCUCAGCAGGUGCCAAGACGCAGGCCAGACCGCCGAUGGUCAACCCAAGAACCGAGAGAAUCAAGGCAGACGAAUCAAGUGGUAGAAUGAGCCCUCUGAAGAGUCUGCGAGGCAGUAUCAGGGGCAGCAUAAGGCGCAAGAUCAGCUUCAAGGACAUGAACAGCGUACGGAAACAGCCAACACCUGCAAAAGCCGCUUCGGUUCGUACGUCUAAGAGACUAAGCAACUACAAUGCUGUCAUUCCACCUCCCGAACCUCUCAAUCUGGACCCAGACAUGCACCCGCUGAAGCGACGCUUCGAGCCCGAAUUGCUGGACCGAUACCCACCACGGAAUGCAAACGAAGAUCUGGCCAAGCGGGGACGUUUCCCGGACUACGUGCCCAUGUUCGCCUUUCCCAACGACAUCCAGAUAGUAUCCUCAGACGACCGGCCCAGAUCUACAUGGCACGGCUUUACCAUGACUUCUGAUGACAACUCUAAGAUAUAUGGCAUUACGGUCAUAGUUUGGACCGCCGUGGCUGCGGAUGUUGCCGAGGAUAUAGAACACAGAUGUGAACGAUGGAGACAGAGCCACAUGAGUGGCGAGGAAAGAGAACUGGCUGCAAGUCUUGGCUCAAGACUUGCUGCAGAAAGAGCACACCUGUCGCAACUGCUCGCUAAACUGCCCACCGUACCCUCUGGCUCUACCGCACGAGAGAGACUGGAUGACCAGAUCAGCACUGUGGAGGAAAAAAUCACCCUCAUGACUGAAAUGUUGAGGCCUUUGAGGCAUGGAGCAGCAUCUAAGAUUGAUGGACUGACAGCUGGUGAAAGUGGACUUUGGAUCCCGCGGGCAUUUGGUGUUCUUGGAAGAGAUGCCACCCGCAUCACCUUCUGGAAAGACUGGUUGAGAGCUGUGGUAGUGCCCAUGUCCGACGGGAGUAUUCUGCGUGUUCCACCUACCUCUCCCAGGAUAGGACGUUGGCAGCCUCUCGAGCGAUAUGUCGUCAACCUCUGCGCAGAGGCGCCCAGCCCACUCAGCUCCAAAACACAGGUCGAGAUUAGUGUCCGGGAGCUGCGUCUAUAUGCUCGGAAGGAAGCUGAGAAUGAGCUGCCCGGAUCUAGAAACGUCGACUUGUAUGCUCUAUUCCGGUCUUUGUCGCUGGAAAACGUGGUCGCUCUUUUUGAGUACGCUCUUUCGGAAUCGCGAAUCAUUUUCUUGUCCUCACAUACCGCCAUGUUGCACCUGGCCUGCCAUGCUCUUGCCAACCUUCUUUACCCCCUGAAAUGGGCCAGCAUAUUCAUUCCCAUCCUCCCGGCAAGGUUACUGUCGGCUCUGGACGCGCCUUGCCCUUACAUUGUCGGAAUUGAGAGAAGAUACGAGAAUCUUGUGUUGCCUGACGAUGACUACGUCCUGGUCGACCUCGACAGGGAUACUAUUGAUGCAACGUCGCAGCCUCAUCGCCUGCCCAAGCAACACCGCCGCAAAUUGAUGUCACUCCUGCAAGUAGCUGCUCCUCACGCUCUGCGUUUUGGUGUCACCGCUGGACCUCCUCCCUAUGCGAUCGAGUCCUUCCCAUACGACUCCUUCUCGGCCGAAUUCUCCUCUGUAUUCACAGAAAAGACGAGCUCAAGCUCAUUGGGCAAAUGGGUGGCCCAAAACUCUUCAACUUUUGGUGAGCCCGAUAUAAUUGGCGUGCCACCUGCUCCCAUCUUCAACACCUUCUCGCACGCAAAGCCCGGCACUGCAGACCGUCCUACUACAAGCAAGUCAAACAAGACUAGCCCGCCCAACUCCCUAUCCCCAAGCUCCGUCCAUUUCCCGCCAAUGCCUGGAACACCCAUCUCCCGGAGUGAUUCCGGCUACGCUUUAAACGCCACCUUGCGUGAGAAGCGCUCUGGCACGUUUGACAAGGAGAGAAGGAGUUCCUCCUUUGGACAACAACCCAGUUUCAACCGACCCAAUGCACCUUUCUUGAACGGACAUCAGGCAAAUAUGUCACUGUCGGCCAUUUCUAUAGAUUCGAAAUCGUCUUAUGGUGGCUAUGCCCCUUCGACCUAUGCUCAAUCAACCUUGGCAGCAUCAACCAUAAUGCCAAACAUGCUGAUUCAGCCAGUCAAGAACACUGAAUCGACGGUGUGGGUUGAGGGCCAUAACUUCAACUUUGCCAGCAAUGAUCAUGUAUCGAUCUGUUCCGUCUGUGAUGAGCGUGCUGAGGGUGAUGGCAUUUAUAAGUGUUCUGGCUGCUCAUCGGUCUCUCAUGGACGUUGCCUGGGAUGUGUCUGCUUGGUCUGCCCCGUCGCCUUCAGUGCCGACAAGGUCCGUGCUAGCUUUGUCCGCUGCCUCGCCAGUAUGUUCUACACCUAUCGAAGAUAUAUGGGACGGCCAUCAAAGGAUCAAAAGAAGGCUGGGCAAAUGUAUGCCUUUGACAUGAAUGGUUUCAUUAAAAGCUUGCCAUACGAUCAGCAAGAUUACGUGAACAUGCUGAAGGAGACGCAAGCAUUUAACGAGUUCAUUCAUGAACGAGAGACGCAGCCAGGCUCUACGCCUGCUAUACGCCUGUUCGAUGAGAUCAUCCUCGCAAAGAAAGCUCGUGGUAAGACAGGCCUGUCUGGCCUGUCCAGGCUGUCUACGAUUAGAGCGUCUCAUGGAGUUUCGCAAUCUAUGCCGGGCAUCCAGAUACCCUCAAAGCCGGGCAAGUCGCAGGGCUGGUUGAACGACACAGAAGACCACCUAUGGAGGACGGCAUCAGUGCCGGUACCCAACGCAAAGUUUCCAGGCGACUAUCACGAAGUCGUCACACGAGUACCUGUCAAGUUUGACAGCUCUUUGAUGAAGGAGCCCCGUGCCAUAGCAGGAGUUCCACGGGCAGAGCCACGCAAGAAGGGAUUUUUGCGGAAACAAGUUCCUAGCAUGAUGCUUGGUUCGACACCGAUAUCUCCCGUCUCGCCUGAUGGCUCUGGCUAA
Molecule: messenger RNA, 3393 nt
Organism: Pestalotiopsis fici W106-1
Lineage: Eukaryota; Fungi; Ascomycota; Sordariomycetes; Amphisphaeriales; Sporocadaceae
Exons: 3
Coding region: 1-3393 (1130 amino acids)
Biological process (GO): regulation of Rab protein signal transduction
Cellular component (GO): cytoplasmic vesicle
Source: RefSeq, a predicted model, not a curated record